Messenger RNA from Cherax quadricarinatus, 1587 nucleotides. Lineage: Eukaryota; Metazoa; Arthropoda; Malacostraca; Decapoda; Parastacidae. The record is from RefSeq and is a predicted model, not a curated record.
UGUUUCAGGUGACAGUCCGUCAUCAUGGCGGCAGUGCACCACCGCCUACUCCCAGUCAGAUGACAGGAACCUCCACCAGCUUUGAUUCCGAGGAACGAGGUGAUCUCAUAUCAUUUUAUAACCAAGUCUAUGUGCAACAAAUGAAGGCGUUUGCAUUCAAGUUCCGGGCAGCUCAGGAGGGUGAGCUUCCACCGCUGUCACCACUGCCAGUGGUGCGACACACACCAGUGUCACCGCGGCGCCGCAUCUCCAGUAACCACUCAGUCUUCAUUAACACACUGAGUCCUGUGAAAGGAAGCACAGCCAUGUCUCCAAGGAAACCCUUACCUUAUUACUUUAACAGAAGUCCUGCUAAGGAUUUAAGAGUGAUCAAUACCAUGCUCAAGCGGAAGGGCGUUGGUGUGAAAUGUUUGUUGGGUGAUGCUGACCUCGGUGGCUCAGAUGUUAAACGUCCUCUUCUUAGCAUGACAAAGCGUAUACAAGGAGUCUUGGGUGAUCGAUUGUCAGCAACGCCGACCCUUGACCUCAAGGAUUCAGCAGCACCACAGACUGCUCCAGCUUUGCCACAAAAUGGCCACUCUACCGAGCCAGUUAGUGAGGACUACAAUACAGCAGAUCAGUCAUAGCCUAUAGGCAGUUUUUAGCAGUGUUGAUAAUUUUUUUUUUUUUUUUAAUCUCUGCAAUGAGUGGAGUGAUAGCAAGCUUGUAUUGGUAUGUCAUAUUGUCAUGCAGCAGUUUAGCCUUGUGAGAUUACAAUCCUUCAGUGAUGUGGGUUAAAUGAGCAUUGUUUUGAGAAGAGUGUUAAGUUGGUUGGUUCUGUUGUUCAAAUGUGAGAAUGCAUCUCAUUGUGGUAUGAAUUAACUGGUAUAUUCCUAUGUAUCUUGCUGUUAUUUUAGCAAAUAACAUAUUCUUGUGGAUCUCCAAUGUAAACCAAAGACAUUUGGUUGAGGUUGAUAAAGAUGGGCAUGAAUAUUAAACGAUGGUAUCGCUGCAACUUUGUAAACCCACGACAAAUUAGAGGACAUUUCAGUUCGUUCUGGACCAUGGUUAACACCCAUAAUAUCAGCUGACAGAAUUUUGUUUCCUCAGUAAAUUUUGCAUUAACUGUAAAUUCAUGGAGCCAUGGUUAGUGACUUGUAUUCUUCAUGUGAUUUCAACAGAAAGAUCCAUUGGUGGCAAUACUUACCAUAAAUUAUUAAGUACUACAGUUACAUUAUUCUGACCAUCUUCUCAUCUUCAGAAAGAUAAGAUGCUCAGUAUAAAACUGAUAGAUAAUUUUAUUCAUGUUUAUAUAGCAAAAAUUAUAUAAUAAAUGUUUAUCGUUGUAACUUAAAUGUUUUAAUUUACUGUAUACAGUUGUGUAUCAUUUUUAUUUUAAAUUGAUUAAAGCAUAUUUGUAUUUUCAUUGUUUAAGCAAUGAAAGUAAGUUGCUACAGUUUGGCAUGUGUUCUUGUCCAAGACUUUGGUUGUGUUCCCUUGCUAUUUAGACAAAUAUGACAUGCAUUGAUAUGAUGGUAUCCUGUUAUAUAGGUGUAUAUAUUGCAGGGUAGACUAAGAUGUGGGCUGGGUGGGGUUGGGGGAUAGGGA